Molecule: messenger RNA, 5950 nt
Organism: Macadamia integrifolia
Lineage: Eukaryota; Viridiplantae; Streptophyta; Magnoliopsida; Proteales; Proteaceae
Product: pentatricopeptide repeat-containing protein At2g39620
Exons: 2
Coding region: 261-3326 (1021 amino acids)
Biological process (GO): RNA modification
Molecular function (GO): zinc ion binding; RNA binding; protein binding
Source: RefSeq, a predicted model, not a curated record
AAUAGCAAAGCAAAAAUCAUUCCCAUACGAGUAAAACAGCAGAUCGAGACGAGGCAAAGAAAGGGUUCAAAAGAUCAGUAGAUCGAAACAAGGCAAAGAAAGAAUCCAAAAGAUUAGCAGAUUGAGAUGAGGCAACUGUAUAAGAAUGGGUUCCGGGCAAUGCCCUGUUCAUAAUCAGAGACAUAGGUAAUAAAUUUGGCAGCUUUUUUAUCAAGAGCCUCUAAACGUUGGAUCGAUGUGUGUGUCUUCCCAGUCACUGGAUGGGCGGGAGGUAUGUUGAACGCAGCAGUUCUUCCGUAGCUCCAUCGAUGAUCAAACGUACUGUCCAUGGGGCUUGUCAUUACCUUGCAGCAACUGCUGCUGAAAUUUCCCCAUUAUCUUCUACCCAACCGACAUUUUGUUAUAACUACACUCGCCUUCUCCGUUCUUGCAAAGAUUUGAAAUCUCUUUUUCAGAUCCAUGCACACUUACUACUCUUAGGAAUCAAACCUGAUGAUUCCACAUCUAUUCAACUUGUAAAUUUGUACUCGGUAUUUCAUAAACCGGACUUUGCUCGCUCCGUCUUCGAUUCUGCAUCAAAAUAUAAUAACGUUCUAUGGAACUCCAUGAUCAGAGGCUAUACUAAAAGCAAUCAAAACAGGGAAGCUCUCAAACUGUACCACAAUAUGUCAAAGAGCGGGGUGGAACCCGAUAAAUAUACAUUCACUUUUGUCUUAAAAGCUUGUACUAGAGCUUCAGAUUUGGAAGAAGGUAUUCUGAUUCACCGUGAGAUCUCCAGGAAGGGGCUUGGCUCUGACGUAUAUGUCGGGACCGGUCUUGUUGAUAUGUAUUCCAAAAUGGGUAAAAUAAGAACUGCCCAAAAAUUGUUUGACGAAAUGCCUGAAUUGGAUGUUGUUGCUUGGAAUGCCAUGAUUGCAGGUUUCUCUCAGAGCUCUAAUCCUCGAGAGGCCUUGGACUUUUUCCGGGAGAUGCAGUUAGUGGGAGUAGAACCCAACUCAGUGAGCUUUUUAAACUUGUUCCCUGCGAUUUCUCAAUUAUCAGCUAUUCUAUUGUGUAGGUCUGUUCAUGCUUUUGUAGUUAAGAGAGCUUUCCCUUCUGCUGUUACAAAUGGGUUGAUUGAUAUGUACUCGAAGUGUGGUGCUACAGUUGUUGCACGACAAGUUUUUGACCAUCUGUUGCACCAUGAUGAUGUUUCAUGGGGAACAAUAAUGGCUGGAUAUGUUCAUAAUGGCUAUUUUCUAGAGGCCUUGGAAUUAUUUGAUUGUUUGAAAGAAGGAAAUCUGAAACUGAAUCAUGUCUCGGCGGUAAGUGCACUUUUGGCUGCAACUGAGAUGAGAGAUAUAGAGAAAGGAAGGGAGAUCCAUGAUUAUGCAACUAGAGAAGAGAUUGAUUCAGAUGUUUUGGUUGCUACUCCGCUUAUUACAAUGUAUGCAAAGUGUGGAGAAUUAGAGAAGGCAAAAGACUUAUUUGAAGGCAUUGCAGGAAAGGAUAUAGUUGCUUGGUCAGCAAUGGUAGCUUCUUUUGUACAGAAUGGGUAUCCCCAUGAAGCCUUGUCCUUUUUUCGAGAAAUGCAGAAAGAAAAUUGUAGACCAAAUAGGGUUACUAUAGCGAGUAUCCUUCCAGCUUGUGCAGAUCUAUCAGCUGUGAAGUUAGGGAAAAGUGUACACUGUUACAUUUUAAAAGCUAAUGUUGAUUUGGAUGUUUCAACAGGAACAGCCCUAGUGGCCAUGUAUGCCAAGUGUGGAUUUUUUACUCUAGCUCAUGUUGUAUUUGAUCGAAUGGUCUAUAAAGAUGUUGUAACCUGGAAUGCUUUGAUAAAUGGGUAUGCUCAAGCUGGUGAUGCAUAUCUUGCCAUGGAAAUGUUCCAUCAAUUGCUUUUGGCAGGGUAUUACCCAGACUCAGGAACCAUUGUGGGAGUUCUUCCAACUUGUGUCCUAUUGGAUGCCCUAGAUCAAGGUACAUAUGUCCAUGGGAAAAUUAUUAAUAGUGGGUUUGAGUCAGACAUUCAUGUAAAGAAUGCUCUAAUAGACAUGUAUGCAAAGUGUGGAAACCUUUCAUCUGCUCAAUUACUGUUCAAUGAAACUGAAUUUACCAAGGAUGAGAUAUCAUGGAAUACAUUAAUUUCUGGGUACAUGCAUAAUGGGUGUGCCAGGGAAGCCUUAUCUGCUUUCCACCAGAUGAAAUUGGAGAAUCUUCAGCCUAAUUUAGUAACUUUUGUGAGUGUCCUUCCAGCAGCUGCAUAUCUAGCAGCCCUAAAGGAAGGUAUGGCUAUUCAUGCAUGUGUAAUCAAAGCAGGUUUUGAGUCUAGCGUACUCACUGGAAACAGUCUCAUUGAUAUGUAUGCCAAAUGUGGGCGGCUUGAUUAUACGCAGGAUCUUUUUAAUUCCAUGGGCAAUAAAGACACAGUGUCAUGGAAUGCAAUGCUUGCGGGUUAUGCUAUACAUGGAUAUGGAAAUUAUGCUAUUGAACUUUUCUUUCAAAUGGUCAAGAAUGCUGUUGAAGUUGAUUCGGUGACAUUUCUCAGUGUCUUGUCUGCAUGCAGACAUGUAGGUUUAAUAGAUGAGGGGAGGAAGAUUUUCAACUCCAUGAACUCUGAAUACCACUAUGAACCGGGACCUGAACACUAUGCUUGCAUGGUGGAUCUGUUAGGCCGUGCAGGACAAUUGGAUGAAGCUUGGGGUUUAAUCCAGAAAAUGCCAAUGGCACCAGAUGCUGGUGUUUGGGGGGCCUUGUUGGGGGCAUGCAGAACGCACUCUAAUGUGCCAUUAGGAGAGGUGGCAUUGGAUCACCUUGUUAGACUAGAACCUCAAAACCCUGCUCAUUAUGUCGUCCUCUCAAAUAUUUAUGCUCAAUGUGGCAGAUGGAGUGAUGUGGGGAAGAUGAGAGAUAAUAUGAGUAACAGACGGUUGAUGAAAAUUCCUGGAUGCAGUUGGGUUGAGAUCAAGGACAAAGUUCAUGCAUUUAGAACAGGUGACCAGACCCACCCCCAAUUGGCGAGCAUGAGUGGGAUCUGGGAUGGUUUACUUGAGAAGAUGAAGAAGAUGGGGUAUGUCCCUGACACGAGUAGUGUGCUUCAUAAUGUGGAGGAAGAAGAGAAACAAUCGUUCCUCCAUAGUCACGGUGAAAGACUGGCAAUAGCUUUUUCUCUUCUAAAUACACAACCUGGAGUGACCAUCAGGAUAGUUAAGAACCUUCGUGUUUGUGGGGACUGCCACAUUACAACAAAGCUAAUUUCGGAGAUCACAGGCCGUAGGAUAAUUGUCAGGGAUGCCAGUCGUUUCCAUCACUUUGAAAAUGGAAGCUGCUCAUGCAAGGAUUAUUGGUGACUAGUGAAAAUCACAAUCUUUUUGACUAAGGAGGGCAGAAAUAAAAUUCUCUUUUGUAACUAUGGCCCAUAUCAGUGGAGAGAUCAAUUGGAAAUAUGGGUUAAAGCUUUAUUUAAUUGUGAAGAACACCGCAGUCACAGCGUCUAGGCGACCCAAGGCAAUGGUGAGGGUCCAAAAAAUAACGCGACACCAACAAGGUGACCAAGGAGCCCAUGUCGACCAAGACACCAAGGCAUCGCCUUGACAACUAUGCGCUUGUCUUCUGUCCUUAUUUUUAAAGAAUUUUAAAGUGGGUCCCCACACAGUUAAGUUCACUUUCAAGUUACGCUUAUCUAUUGUCAGAAAAGUCGGUACUGUCACUUACUAUAUGGCUCUUUAGCCUAGCCAUGAUCCAUGAGGCCUAUAUCAUCUUAUUUAUUGUAUAUAUCAUGGCAAUGGCUGGAGCUUUCUUAUUGAUAGAAGCAUGAGAUUCUUCUCUCUUCUAAUUCCAUUUUUUUUUUUUUUUUUACUUUUUUUCUCCAUGAAACAUUAUUAUUUGAUAACUAUUUGUUUGAUAUUUUUGUCACAGAAUGCUACAGCUCUGCUUGAAGUGAUCCAACUCAGUUCAACUCUACUCUACAAAGCCUUUAUCCCAACUAAUUGGAUUCACCUGCACAAUUGCUGUGCUUGAAGGUAAGUAAAAAGGGCAUAACCAGUGCAUGAGGCUUCCGCCACUGCGGGGUCUGAGGAGGGUCAUAAUGUAUGCAACCUUACCCCCGCUAGGUGGAGAGGCUGUUUCCCUACUCAAACCCGCAACCAUUAGAUCGCAAUGGAGCAACCUUACCACGCUGAGGUCUGCGCUUUCUGUGCUUGAAAUUGAAAAUCAUGAAAUAGUGGGAACAGCAGCAGAUCUCAAUAUACUUGGAAAUACUAUGCAUGGGACUGUCUCAUCCAUUUACUGUGGCAGAGCUUCUGGAUGAGAGGAGAGCAUUUCUAAAUCCAGAUGCUUGCAUGGCUACAUGGCUUAAGAUGGCUAAAAUUCCUAAAAGUCUGGAAGCAAGGUAUUUGUGAACUUACCUUUGCAUUACGGAAACUGAAUCUUAGGUUCAAAGUGUGUGUUACAAUCUGUAUGAAGUAUAGUUAAGGAUGUAAAUGCCUAGUUGAAAUCCGUAUCCAAAUUGUGUUUUUAAUCAUUUAGGAAAAUCCGUAUCUGAAAAUCUGUAUCCGGAAAUUAUCCAAAUCCGUUCAGAAGAUCUGAUUAUAAUAUUUUUAUAAAUAAUAUUAUAAUAUUUGUAUAAAUAUUAUUUUAUAAUACUAAAUGCCUUUAUUGGUUCAUAACAUAUUACAUAUAAUUAAAUGAGAAAUUAAAUGAAAAAAAAAAAAAAAGAUUCAUGAGGACAUCUAUGUAAUGUAAUUUCGAAUAGGAUCCCUUCAACAUCAACCCUAUUGAGUAGUGGCUUCAGUCCAACAUCAACCCUACUCAAGUUUUCAUCUUCUCUAGUCCUCCACUUGAUGCAGACAACUAGGAUGCAAAUUGAUAGUAAAAAAUCCGUAUGUAAUUUUGAAUAGGAUUCUUCAACAUCAACCCUAUUGAGUAGUGGCUUCAGUCCUUCAACAUCAACCCUAGUCAAGUUUUCAUCUUCUGUAGUUCUCCUCCACUUGAUGCAGACAACUAAGGAUGUAAAUUGAUAGUAAAAAAUCGGUAUCUGAUUUGCAUUUAAUAUUUUUAGCGGAAUCUGUAUUCAAAAAAUUGAAAUCCAGAAAUGUCCGAUCCGCUAGGAAGCUAAUUGAAUGCCAAUGCAGAUAGUGUUAUAUCCGAUCCGAUUUGUACUCAAUCCGUUUAAUCUCUAAGAUCACUCUCAUUCAUAUACAAUCAUAUCCCUAAUGUUAAUCAUAUCCCUAAUGUUGAUUCAACCCAAGGCUUAUUUCUAAUAAAAUAAGCCCAUUAAAUGACUUAUCUGCAUCACUCUUUCUCUCUCUGGGUUUCAAAAGAGGCCCUUUGGACAGACUUCCAGUUUUGAAAACUUUAGAAGAGAAAUAAGUAAUAUGAAUUACCAUGUUUUAAUAUACCACUACUGACUGCCACAUCUUGUGGAGCUUGCCACCAAUCAGAACUUAACUGAAGUCGGUUAUGAUUUGAAAUGUAUGUUCUUUACAUGCUACAGGAAAUGUUACUUUUAGAUCUGUAUUAUGGCAUGCAUUGAAUACUUUAUUCUUAAAUAUGUCUCUGUUGUACAAAGAUGUGGAUCAAAACUGAGUGUGAAAUAUUUCAACUUAUGGCUAAUGAGUAUUGAUCAAGGAGCUUUGACGCGUUGCACCUUUCUUAUAUGAUAAGUGGGUUUUGCAAGAGGAUCUACACUGUAUAUCAGGACAUUAAUGAGUUGAAAAUUAUAAAGAAAACUAUGGUAACAAAAAAAAUAUAUGAGUUUAUGUUUACUUUUGCUUUUUCAAGGUAAGUUAUUUAUCUAUGCGAAGGCUACUACACUAUUUUCUGUCUUCUGUCAUCAUUCAUUCUUUCCAUUUUCCUUUCUUUUAUUUUAUGUACAAAAGUCUAGAAGUUUUGUCUGCUUUUACCAAUGUUGUAAGUCCUUUAUGUUCCCAUCUUGUGACAUUUCUAUUUAUUUACUUAGUUUAAAAAAUAAAAA